This is a messenger RNA of Ostrinia nubilalis (European corn borer), 1386 nucleotides long. It is a transcript of the gene PolD3, whose product is annotated as DNA polymerase delta subunit 3. Bases 1 to 1386 code for a protein of 461 amino acids. The record is from RefSeq and is a predicted model, not a curated record. The transcript has a single exon. Lineage: Eukaryota; Metazoa; Arthropoda; Insecta; Lepidoptera; Crambidae. Gene Ontology annotation, biological process: nucleotide-excision repair, DNA gap filling; DNA synthesis involved in UV-damage excision repair; DNA replication. Gene Ontology annotation, cellular component: delta DNA polymerase complex; nucleus. Gene Ontology annotation, molecular function: DNA-directed DNA polymerase activity.
AUGAAUACUCUGAAAGAGAUGUUGCUGGACGAACGGAAGCUAGUCACGUAUGUAUCACUUAGCAAAGAAAUGUGUAUUCAUGUGAACGAAAGCAAGUCCCUUCUGAAAGAAAUAAUUGAUUAUCUAAAGAAGAAAGACCCCGAUAUUCAACUUAACAUUAAUUACAUGAUAUCUGGAUUGUUAGAAACCAAUAAAGCUCAAACUACGGUUUGUAACGAGACAGAAUUAGACAAAUUUAAAAACAAUCUGAAAGUGUUAUUCUACCAACAUGUGUACAGUGUAAGCGUGGGAACACCGUCAGUAGAUAAUGUCUCACUUAUGGCACUUAAUAACUUAUCCGAUUUUUCACUAUGCACUGGACUUGUAAAGAGUAACUCUUGUGUUAAGAGGUCACCUGAAGAAAUAGGAGGUUUGAAAACUAACAGCCAACAAAAUGUAAUGAUUGAGCAGAAACCCAGUAGUUCUGGUACAAAAGUAGUCAAACAAGAAAAGAAAAAUGACAACAAUAAAGUAAAUGAUGUCAAGCAAGUCACUAAGAUUCAAGAAACAAAGUCGGAGCCCAUUAUUAAAAGUGAAACCAUUUCACCUAAAAAAGAGUCUUCAAGCAACAAUGUCCAGAAAUCUGACAACAAAAAGGUCAACAAAUCUCAAAAAGGUAUUGCAGGAUUUUUCAACAAAUCUAAUAGUGUCCCUGCUAAGAAAGUGGUAAAUGGCACUAAAGAAAUAGAACAAAAGAAUAGUUUAAAGCAAAUAACGCCUCUAGUGAAGGAUACAACUGAAGUCAAAGUUGAGAAAAUGGAUGUGGAUGAAGAAGUUCCUGAACAAUCUGAGAAAGUUAUAGAAGUUUCUGAACAAUCCAAGAAAGUUGUAGAAUCCAAGAAACAGGACACUGUAGCACCAGCAAAAGAGAAGAAUAAAACACUCAAUACAAUUAAAAAGAAUGCCAAAGUUGAUAAGAAAAGAAAAAGAGUUCUGCAUGUCUCUGAUAGUGAAGAUGAAGAGGAGAAAGAUGAUCCUUUCAAACCAGAGCCUGUGGCUAUGGAAGACUCUGAAGAUGAGAUUCCACCAACUCCAUUAGUUAACACAGUCAAAAUAACUUCAGGAAUAGUCAACCCCAAGAAAAAAAGAAAGAUUGUGGAUAAAACCUACACUGAUGAGGAUGGUUACAUUUUAACUAAGAAGGAGGAAAUCUAUGAAAGUUGUUCUGAAAAUGAGGAAGAAGCGAGUAUUAAAGAAAAUGUCCAACACAUAAAUAAGGUGAAGAAAGAAGUUUCACCCCCAGAAAAGAAAAAUGCUACCAAAAAUACCAAAAAGAAGAUAGCUUCACCUCAAAAAGGGAAACAAGCUACACUAAUGAGUUUCUUCAAAAAAGUACCUCAGAAAUAA